CGUAGCUGGGGAACUGACGGGAGUUAAGGCAGCUGGGGAGCGUCCUAGGCCGGGGGGACCUUUCUCCCCCAAAUUGGGGGGGAAAGGCAGCCAAGGGGGCUGCCUGCCCUGGAGAAUCCCUAGAGAACCAAGAAGCCCUGAGGGGGCGGGAGGGACAGUAGAAGGUCUGGUGGAGAAGACUAAAGGAACCAGGAGUCCGGCGGCGGAGGGGGGGGGGGCAAAAGGGGAGCCCCAAGGAACCCAGGCGUCCCCCGAGAACCUGAGGCCAGGCAGUCUGCAAGAGAGGGGCAAAGAGACCCAGGCCAGUCAGGCGUCUGGGAAUCGGGGGCGGGGGUCCUAGGCAGCCGGGAGGGAAGGGGUUAAGGGGCACUCCAAAACUGGAGAAGCGCAGGGACCUGAGGGACUUGGGGGUCCAAGAGGUUGGAGGAAGGGGUCCAAGAGCUGGUGGCUCAGGUGUGCGAGAAUUUGGGGGGGAGACGAGAGAACUGGAGGACCAAAGAGCUGGAACUUGGCCUAAGGAACCAAUGACUGGGACAGCAGGGGGAUUUCCACAUAACUGCUGUCUGACCUGCCUUCCCACUUACAGGGUUUGGGGUGGUUUUCACACCAGGAAUCAAAGGAUGCCUUUGUAGCAGAGAGGGUGGGCGGGCUCCCAAAGUGCCACUUUUUUGGCCUGCCGGCCUCUGAGCUUCUGUACCCUCGAUGGAACUGGCCCAAAGCCCUUAAUCCAUCUCCUCAAAGAGUCGCCCUCCCACAGCCUUGAAGGAUGUAACCAAACCCCUCUGAAGCUGGGGGGCAGCUCCUCCGCCCAAGUGAGUGAGUCUCUGCUGAUGCCCAGUGGACCCCGGCAUUCUGGAAAUGACUCCUCCCUAAUUGGAUUGGGGCAACCCCCCAGUCUGCAACACUCAAGAUGGAGAAAGACCUUGGCAACCUCAGUUCAGUUGUGCCAGCAUCCCACCUCACGCCGGCUUUCCCGCCUGCUGUUAAGGUUGGGCUCACGGCGUUGUACAUGGCGCUGUAUGCCUUGCUUUUCCUCUCAGUCUACGCCCAGCUUUGGCUGGUUCUCUUCUAUCGCCACAAGAAGUUCAGCUACCAGACUGUCUUCCUCUUCCUCUGCCUCUUCUGGGCCGCCUUGCGCACCACCCUCUUCUCCUUCUACUUCAGAAACACCCUCAAGGCCAACCACUUGGGUCCUUUCUUCUUCUGGCUUCUCUACUGCUGCCCGGUCUGCCUGCAGUUCUUCACCUUGACCCUCAUGAACCUGUAUUUUGCUCAGGUGGUUUUCAAGGCCAAAGCAAAAUACCGCCCUGAACUGACCAGAGGCCUGUUGGCAGUGCGGGGAGCAUGCUUGGGUGCCAGCAUCCUCUUCCUAGUGGUGAACGUGGCAUGUGCUGUGCUAGUGCGGGCACGCCGGGCAGAGCCGUGGGCUGUGGUUCUGGCGCGGGUCCUCAUCAGCGACUCGCUGUUCGUGCUGGGGGCUGUCUCUCUUGCGCUCUGUCUUUGCCUCGUUGCCCGUGGCUCCCCUUCCACCCGGAUCUACCUGGAAGCCAAGGGCACCACCCUGUGCCAAACGGCUGCCAUGGGUGGCACCAUCGUCUUGCUGUACGCCAGCCGAGCGUGCUACAACCUGGCAGCCUUGGCUCUGUCCUCCCGCACCCGUCUCGACUCUUUUGACUAUGACUGGUACAACGUAUCGGACCAGGCGGAUCUAAUCACAGACUUGGGAGACCAGGGAUACAUCAUUUUUGGCCUCAUCCUCUUUGUUUGGGAACUGCUGCCCACUGCGUUGCUGGUUGGCUUCUUCCGGGUGCACCGGCCUGUUCAGGAUAUGAGUGCCAGCCGUGUAUUCAACCGGCAGCUUGGUGUCUCCCGCUCUUAUUUCUUUGACCACCCUGGACAGCGUGAUAGUGAAGGACUUACCAGCAGCCUGACGGGAAGACUGGGCAGCGGAAGCUGGUACGGCUCUAUCAACCACAGCAGCGUCAGUGAGCAGGACUGGUUUGGGGGUCACCCUCCCACGGCCCCCCUUCUCUUCUCACAAGCGGCGGUUUCUGGCAGCCACCACCACAGCCUCUACUCCACCCCACAGAACUGAGGAAUGUGGGAGAGUCUUUUUAAGGGGGCGGGGGGACCCAGCAGUCUGGGGGUGGCAAGGAGGGUUUUUUUAACCGAUGCUGGAAGUCGGGCAUUAUAGCCGCAACCUCUUCCCCAAAUUGUGUAGUCAGGAAAUCCAGCUUUUUCCUUAGCUGUGGGGCUGGUUGGUCAUAUGCAGACAUUCUGGGUCCCGAUGCUUCAACCACACGCCCUCCUCACGCCUCAAUACCAAUAGUAUAUACUUAGAACUCUGGCACUUUAACCGAAGGGGUCGGGGAUGGGGUGGGGUUGCAGUUUUAUCUGUGAUGUCAUUGUUUAAAUAGCAAAAUUAAAUGGCAAAAUUGGGGUGGGGGCUUUCUUCCUUCCUCCCCCCCCCUCCCCAAUGAGCCAUAGCUGCAGUGUUUGGAAGUAAAUUUUUUUGUCCUGUGCUAGACUCGCUGCAGUUACGGUGCUGAUUCCAUUCCCCCUCUUACAAUAAAGUCCAUUUGUGUUAGCA
Molecule: messenger RNA, 2590 nt
Organism: Sphaerodactylus townsendi
Lineage: Eukaryota; Metazoa; Chordata; Lepidosauria; Squamata; Sphaerodactylidae
Gene: GPR137
Product: G protein-coupled receptor 137
Exons: 8
Coding region: 911-2095 (394 amino acids)
Biological process (GO): positive regulation of TORC1 signaling; regulation of autophagy; negative regulation of bone resorption
Cellular component (GO): lysosomal membrane
Source: RefSeq, a predicted model, not a curated record